Molecule: messenger RNA, 3108 nt
Organism: Tachysurus fulvidraco (yellow catfish)
Lineage: Eukaryota; Metazoa; Chordata; Actinopteri; Siluriformes; Bagridae
Gene: shhb
Product: sonic hedgehog signaling molecule b
Exons: 3
Coding region: 220-1476 (418 amino acids)
Biological process (GO): cell-cell signaling; multicellular organism development; regulation of gene expression
Molecular function (GO): calcium ion binding; patched binding
Source: RefSeq, a predicted model, not a curated record
CUCUCCUCCAGCAUCUCCAACACACUCCAGCGCACAGACCCGGUGAGAGCCGCUUCUUGCACCUGCACAAGCGGACACGCGGACACGUGGACACGGGCACGAUCAUACACGCACCCAGCAGAGCAGGCACGACAAAAAACGUGAAAAGCUGGAGGCGGCAGUGCAGGUAUCGUGGCACCGGUGAAUGAUCUGAAGCUCACAGACACACAGGAGGCAGACAUGGACCUGACGCUGCUGUUCCGGAAGCUGGCGCUCGUCUCGUCCGUGUGCGUACUGCUGGCCGGUUGCGCGCGCGCCUGCGGUCCGGGCCGGGGCUACGGUAAGCGCAGACACCCGAAGAGACUGACGCCGCUAGCCUACAAACAGUUCAUUCCUAACGUGGCGGAGAAAACACUGGGUGCGAGCGGAAAGUACGAGGGCAAAAUUACGCGCAACUCGGAGCGCUUCAAGGAACUCACACCGAACUACAACCCCGACAUCAUCUUCAAGGACGAGGAGAACACAAACGCAGACCGACUCAUGACCCAGCGAUGUAAAGACAAACUGAACUCAUUGGCCAUCUCAGUCAUGAACCAGUGGCCCGGGGUGAAGCUGCGUGUCACAGAGGCCUGGGACGAGGACGGCAACCAUUUCGAAGAGUCUUUACACUAUGAGGGCCGAGCAGUGGACAUUACGACCUCAGACAGAGACAAGAGCAAAUACGGAAUGCUGUCGAGACUCGCCGUGGAAGCCGGAUUCGACUGGGUUUAUUACGAAUCCAAAGCACACAUACACUGCUCCGUCAAAGCAGAAAAUUCGGUGGCAGCUAAAUCUGGUGGCUGCUUUCCAGGCUCUGCGCUGGUUUACCUCUCAGAUGGAAGAACGAAGCCUGUCAAGGAUCUGAAGGAAGGUGAAAAGGUUCUUGCAGCAGAUGAGCUGGGAAACAUUGUGUACAGUGACUUCAUUGCCUUCCUGGACCGGGACGUGACCCUGCAUCGGACAUUCCUUGUGCUCGAGACACAGAAGCCAAAUGUGACUCUGAAGCUCACGGCGGCACACCUAGUGUUCGUCCGGGAUGAUUCGGCUGCCUCAGGGAUGGCGGCGAAGUUUGCGAGUGAAGUGAAACCAGGGCAGGAGGUGUUUGUGUGGGAAGGACAAGGACGUCUGAGUAGCGCGAGUGUAGAGCGAGUUUCUGUGGUGGAGGACAGGGGCACAUAUGCACCGCUCACAGCACACGGGACCAUUGUGGUGGACGGUGUUCUAGCAUCAUGCUACGCUGCUGUGGAGGCACACCACUGGGCACACUGGGCUUUUGCGCCAUUCCGCCUGAGUCACACUCUUACGCCGACCUUGUGGUGGCGUUGGAUGAUACCGGAUUCAAAUGCUACCUCACAGCAAGAUGGGAUUCACUGGUAUCCCAAGAUGCUGCUGCAUGUUGGAAUGUGGCUGUUGGGCCAAGACUCUUUCCACCCACUUGGGAUUUCAAGCUCAAGCUGAGACUCAAACAACUUACAGGAAGGUUUUAGUGCAAAAUGCAUUUUCUAUGAAUGAAAGCUAACAGACACCAAUUAGCAUGGUGUGCUUGGGAUAAUCGGUGGCUGUUCACUUCAAAGGCCCCUAGUCAUUCUAGCUUUGCCACAGUCAGUCGAAUCACGCCGCAGAUUCGUGAGUCAUUUUCUCUGGUGAUGUGUGACAUGCUAAUUUAAAGCACCGCUAACUAGCAGAACAACAUCUGAAGGAAUAUUCCUUCAUAUUUUCUGCACAAAACAUUGGAUGUGCUAAUUUUAUCAGGCAUGAUUGAUAGUUUAUUUCAAUUUUCCAGCCUUUUUUACGUUGCAUUUUAUUCCUAAAAAAACCAGGUGGACAAACCCCAUAGUUUCAAACCAUCUCUCAGUGGACAGUAAAAUGCUGUACUAUGAAAUUAUCUAAACUGUAUAUCUACAGUUAACAAAAUUAAAAUCCUCCUAUAUACAAAUUCAAGGUUAAACUGCUGCAAAAGAGACAACAGUUUUCAGAUCAGAAAAAGUCCUAGCAUCUUUCUAUGAUGCCCUACAACUGGGUUCCCUGAUCAGAACAAGGUUCCAUUGUUACUUUUUAAAGGUUAAAAGGUUCUAUUAGGGUACCAGGAGAUUUCAGGGGUUGAAGAUUCUAUUAGGUUACCAGGAGAGUUCAGGGGUUAUACAAGUAUUAUUAAAGAGGUGGUUUUUUUUUGUAAGAGUGUUCUUCAGUUGUCCGUCUGAUGGUUCUGCACUGAACCCAUCAACAGAGAGUUCACUUAUCAGACAGCGUUCCAAGCUGAACCACUUUAUGAGUAUUAGAAUGUUAAAAUAUCCAAUGAGCCAUUAAUAAAGCCUCCAAGAACCAUGUACCAGGUACCAAGGGUUCUGUAGAGAUUCUGAGCUUCUCACUGGGGCCCUUUCUGUUGUAGGGGUCUAGAGAGAACCUUAAGAGUUCCCUUAGAACUUCUCAGUGACGUGCCUGCUCCUCAAACUUCUAGUGCGACUGUGGCUGUAUUCAGUGUUAGCAUUAGCAUUAGCAUAGUGGACUGAAAUGUUCUACUCAGUGGCAUUAACUUAAAGAAAUGGUUUUGGAGGGAAAAUAAAUCAGUUUUACACAGACAUCAUAUUUACCUCACAUGUUAUCAACUACAAGAUAUGUUAGACAUGCUCGUCAGGAUAAUGGACACGUAUGCACACCAGAUAGCAUCGUUUAUGCUGCAGACUGAAUAAUCACAAACUGUGUUACGUAACUGGACUGUUGUGUGUUGGUGUUGAGCUAAUUGGUAUGCAUAAACGUCCAUUACUUUUUAGCGACCUUAGCCUAACAGACGGAAGAAAAAUUACAGACACUUGAGGAAACGUGUUCUAAAAAUUGCUGUUGAUUUAAUUUUUCUCCUUGAAUCACUUCCUUAGUGAUUUAAGAAUCCUGAUAACGUGUUUUGUUCUAUAAUUUAUUUGUAUUUUGGAUCAUUCCAAACCGUAACAAUGGAAUAUGGGAUUCACAGAGAUGAAGUAAGAUUGAGGAGACAUAAAAUUUCUCAGAACCCUGACAGACUGCUCUAUUUUACCGGAUAGUCCGACACUCAUAAAUUAUAUUUUUCUACACAGAUUUGUAUAUUAGAUUUUUUUG